Messenger RNA from Mytilus californianus (California mussel), 1580 nucleotides. Its product is annotated as trichohyalin-like. Lineage: Eukaryota; Metazoa; Mollusca; Bivalvia; Mytilida; Mytilidae. The transcript has 3 exons. The record is from RefSeq and is a predicted model, not a curated record. The coding region runs from base 49 to 1119 and encodes 356 amino acids.
UUAUAGAAAUGCUGACAAAGAUUUCGAGUACCGUGUAGUCAAACAAUUAUGGCAUCGGUUGGCUAUAGGGAGAAUUUAUUUUUCAACCUUACAGAAGAGGAGAAGGAAGAGUUCACGUGUUCAAUAUGUUGUCACAUCUUACGGCAGCCCCAUGAGUGUCAAAAUGGUCACCAGUUUUGUCAUUUCUGCAUAACAAGAUGGAGUUACCAAGCUUCUCAUGGUUCCUGUCCAAUGUGCCGAGUGGAUGGACUUUACCGUGAGAAUGUCGAGUUAGAAGAUCGUAUAAACCAGAAAAUUGUACGAUGUGAAUGGAAAAAAUGUUUUUGGACUGGGCCGCUGGCGAACUUGGAAACACAUUUGCAUACUGUAUAUGUGGAAAGAAAUAGAAGAGAUGCAUAUCGUAGUCUGGGAAUGGAUACGAAUCGAUCUCGGCAAAGUGAACGGUCACGAAAAACUGAACAUUCAAUCACGAAACAAAACACCGCCCUGUCCCAAAAUAUUCAGAAACUCGAUUUACAAAGUCAUGCUAAGCUCGAAAAAAUAUACAAACGUAUCAUAGAAGAUGAAUGGCAAAAGUUGAAAAAAGGAGAACAUGUCAAGCGUCGUUUUAUGAAUUUAAAACGCCACAUUGAAGAGGAAGACAUGCGCAUGCUUCAUAGAAUCAAGGAAGUGGAGAUAAGGAAACUUAAAGAAAUAGAAAACAAUAAACGAAGAGUUAAAAGUCUAGAUUUAACCAAAGAAAAGUUCAGAGAGACUUCCCUAAGAAGAUCACUUCGAAAAGAUAAAGAAAUCAAAGAUGAAAAUAUUUCACAAAAAUAUCGUAUAGACAAUAUGCUGAAGAGAAGAAAAUCUGAAAAAGAAAAAAAUGAAAUAAAAUUUAAAGAGAUAGAAAGAGUAAAAUCGGAACGUAGUGAAAAUUUUCAACGUAGACUUGAAAGAGAAGAACGUGAAUGGAAAGAAAAACUAGAAGCUUUAUUGAAAAAGAUCAGAGAAACAGACAAAAAGAAAAACGAAGAAAUAAAAACUAUGCAAACAGAAAUACAAAGCGAAAGAAGUAAAGAUAAGGAGAAGGAAUAUAAACAAAAGAACAUUUCUUUUUUCAACGUUUACAGAAAAUGAAAAGCAUUGAACUUGGAAAGACGUUCUUUAUCUUUGACGAACUUCGUACUUUUAUUGAAUCUUAUUUAAUAUCAUUUCAUAACGUAAGUUAUUGAAAGGAAUGUCUUGUAAAAUAAUGAUAAGGAGAUAUUUUUGUAAACAGUAUUAAAUGUAGCGAUGUUGAUGGUCUGAUAUUCUACUGUUAGCUUUUUCUCAUUUGAAAAAAAAAAACUGCUACAGCAAUACGCCGUACACAUAUACGUGUUAAAGUAAAGAGCAUAGAUACAUCAAUGUAACGAUAUAACUAACCCGAAAAUGAACAUUAACAUUUCGAAUAGAAUCUUAGAUUUCAAAAAAUUUAGGGAGGUAAUUUUUUAUUCGAUUUUCUUGAAAUUUUUCCAUGUUUGAUAAACUGUUAUCUUCUAUCAUUUGUUACUAAAAUCAACUACUAAUGGUUGUCAAUAAAACGUUUGAUACAUGUA